Molecule: messenger RNA, 6842 nt
Organism: Hyla sarda
Lineage: Eukaryota; Metazoa; Chordata; Amphibia; Anura; Hylidae
Gene: XRN1
Product: 5'-3' exoribonuclease 1
Exons: 42
Coding region: 427-5523 (1698 amino acids)
Biological process (GO): rRNA catabolic process; nuclear-transcribed mRNA catabolic process
Cellular component (GO): nucleus
Molecular function (GO): 5'-3' RNA exonuclease activity; RNA binding
Source: RefSeq, a predicted model, not a curated record
GUUCACGUGUGAUCGUAGCUGUAUUUUGAUUCUCUGACAGCUCGGUAGGGGGCGGAGCACAGCGCAGGCCCUCUGGUUACUAUUUCUACCGCAAGAGUCACGUGGUCUUGAGAGCCAAUCAGAUGAUUGCUUUCUUUUUCAAUCGCCAAGAAGACGGGAGUGUGUUUCCGCAACCGCCCCGUCUCUUGUAUCACACCGCGCCUAUUCCCCAGCGUCAACUUAGCAGUAAAAUAGCUUGAAAGACGCAAUAACACCCCCACUCCCCUCUCUCUCUCAAACUCUGUAGGUGUAGCAACAUAGCGCUUCCGGCGCCUGACUCCGCCCACCGAGGUGUGACGUGCUGCAGAAGCGCCGGACGUGACGGUUGGCUGUCCGGCUGUUGUUUGUCUGGCUGGUAACUGCUCGGUAACGUACAGUAGAAUCGAGAUGGGCGUCCCUAAGUUUUACCGCUGGAUCUCGGAGCGCUACCCGUGCCUCAGCGAGGUGGUCAAGGAGCACCAGAUCCCCGAAUUUGACAAUCUUUACUUGGACAUGAACGGGAUCAUCCACCAGUGCUCGCACCCCAAUGAUGAUGAUGUGCACUUUCGAAUCACAGAAGAUAAGAUUUUCGCUGAUAUAUUUCAUUAUUUAGAGGUGCUCUUCCGUAUCAUCAAGCCAAGGAAAGUCUUUUUCAUGGCCGUGGAUGGUGUCGCUCCGAGGGCAAAAAUGAACCAGCAGCGAGGGAGACGUUUCAGAUCUGCAAAAGAGGCAGAAGAAAAAAUAAAGAAAGCUGAAGAAAAGGGUGAAGUUUUGCCGACAGAAGCCAGGUUCGACUCCAACUGUAUCACUCCUGGUACGGAUUUCAUGGCUCGCCUUCACGAGCAUCUGAUAUAUUUUGUAAAUAUGAAGAUAUCCACAGACAAGUCCUGGGAGGGAGUCUCCAUUUACUUGUCUGGUCAUGAGACUCCAGGUGAAGGAGAGCAUAAAAUAAUGGAGUUUAUACGAUCAGAGAAGACAAAACCAGAUCAUGAUCCAAAUACAAGACACUGCCUUUAUGGAUUAGAUGCUGAUUUGAUUAUGCUUGGUUUAACAAGCCAUGAAGUUCACUUCUCUCUUCUAAGAGAAGAGGUUCGCUUUGGUGGGAAGAAGAAUCAAAAAAGAGUUUCUGCACCAGAGGAAACCACUUUUCAUCUUCUCCACUUGUCGCUAAUGAGAGAGUACAUCGACUAUGAAUUUUCAUCUUUAAAGGAAAAGAUCUUAUUCGAAUAUGAUAUAGAGAGAAUAAUUGAUGACUGGAUUUUAAUGGGAUUUCUUGUGGGCAAUGAUUUUAUUCCUCAUCUACCUCAUUUGCACAUUAACCAUGAUGCACUGCCUCUACUGUAUAGAACGUACAUGAGUGUCUUACCAGAGCUAGGAGGCUACAUAAAUGAGAAUGGAUAUUUGAACUUGGUACACUUUGAAAAAUAUCUUGCUAAACUUUCAGCUUUUGACCGGGAGCAUUUCAAUGAAAUCUUUGUUGACCUAAAAUGGUUUGAAAGCAAAGUUGGCAAUAAAUACCUCAAUGAAGCUGCAGGCCAAGCUGCUGAAGAAGCUCAAAACUGUAAGAAAAAAAGGAGCAAGGAGUUCAAUGAUGCACUUUGCUUAGGUGCUUUAGAAAAAGAUGAAGAAAAUGAUGGUGCUAAAUGUUUAGAUGAAGACCCAGAUGAUGAUGAUCUUUUUGAGACAGAGUUUCGACAGUAUAAGAGAUCAUAUUACAUGACAAAAAUGGGAGUGGAGGUUGUGUCAGAUGAGUUUCUGGCGAAUCAAGCUGAGUGUUAUGUUCAGGCCAUACAGUGGAUUUUGCACUAUUACUACCAUGGGGUCCAGUCCUGGAGUUGGUAUUACCCCUACCAUUAUGCACCGUAUCUCUCUGAUAUUUGUAAUAUCAGCCAAUUGAAGUUGAAGUUUGACUUGGGGAAACCCUUCAUGCCAUUUGAACAGCUGCUUGCUGUCCUUCCUGCUGCUAGUAAAGAUUUGCUGCCUCAGGCUUAUCAGUUUUUAAUGACCAGUGAAGACUCUCCGAUCAUUGAUUACUACCCGCAAGAUUUUAAAACUGACCUAAAUGGGAAGCAGCAAGAAUGGGAAGCUGUGGUGCUUAUUCCAUUUAUUGAUGAGACUCGGUUGCUGGAAGCCAUGGAGCCCUGCAAUAAACGCUUGAUGGAGCAAGAAGAAAAGAGGAACCGGCAUAGUGAGUGCUUGAUGUACUGGUAUGACAAGGAGACUAACUUCAAAUACAACUCGCCAUGGCCAGAGAAGUUUCAAAGCAUUGAGUGUUGUCAUGCAAGGAGUAAGGCCAUAUCACUCGAUGCUUGGCAUGUGUCUAUGGGUGAUAACAAGAUUACUAAGGUGAACAAGAGUGCAUUAUAUUUCUGUGGUUUCCCGACUCUGAAGCAUAUUCCGCACACGUUUUCUUUGAAGAAAGCAGGAGUCCAGGUUUUCCAACAGAGCAGCAGAGGAGAGAACAUGAUUUUAGAGAUUAUUAUAGAUGAGGACUCUGAAGAUUCUGAGGUGGAGGCUGUGGCUUCUGCUGUACUUGGGAAGUCUGUGUUUGUGAACUGGCCUCACCUUGAAGAAGCUCGAGUCAUAGCCGUGUCUGAUGGAGAAGUAAAGAUGUACUUGGAAGAACCUCAAGGAUCCCAGAAGUUGUACACUGGUUCUGAAGUCCCCCCGACAAAAAUAGUUCAUGUUAGUAACAAAGAGCGAAACAUCUGGGUGAAGGAAGUGCAAGGCAUACAUGAAUAUUUCCAUAAAAGAAAAGGAGUAAUCAUCAAUGACACAUCGGUGGUCAUAAAUGCGCAGCUACUUACUGGUCGUCGGUACCAACUAUCAGCAAAUGGAGACGUUGUCCUAGAGAAGCAGUGGUCUAAACAGGUUCUCCCCUUUGUAUACCAAACUGUUGUGAAGGAUAUUACAGCUUUUGAAUCUGGCUCCUCUCAUUUCAAAACACUUGGCGAGCUCUUUUCUACGGGAAGUACAGUCUUCAUGCUUGGCGUGCCAUAUUAUGGUUGCAUGGGAGAGGUGCAAGAUUCUUCUGAUGUUCUCAGUGAGAACAGAAUUCGUGUUCUAUUUAGCAUUACCUGUGAACCAGAGCUUGAGGCCUUAAUACAAAACCAGCAUAAAUAUUCAGUAAAGUAUAAUCCUGGCUAUGUCUUGGCUAGUCGCCUGGGAAUCAAUGGAUACCUUGUUUCAAGGUUCACAGGAAGUAUUUUUAUUGGCCGGGGAUCCAAAAAGAAUCCACAUGGAGAGCAGAAGGCAAAUGUGGGAUUGAAUUUAAAGUUCAAUAAGAAAAAUGAAGAGGUCCCUGGUUAUACGAAGAGAGUUGGCACUGAAUGGACUUAUUCUUCAGCUGUUGAGCAGCUGUUGGAUGAAUAUAUUGAGAGGUAUCCUGAGCUUUUUACCUACAUUUCCAAGAACAGCCAAGAUGACGUGUUUUAUGAAGAUGACAUCUGGCCGGGGGAAGAUGAGAACGGUGCAGAGAAAGUUCAAGAGAUUGCCUCCUGGCUAAAAGCUCACCCUGUUAGCCUGUUGUCUCGCUCAUCAUGUGAUCUGCAGAUUUUGGAUUCUGCCAUUGUGGAAAAAAUUGAAGAGGAGGUUGCGAGGUGCAAGACCAAGAAGAGCAAUAAGAAAGUGCGCGUGACUGUGAAACCACACUUGUUGUUUCGGCCUCUCGAGCAGCAGUUUGGCGUUGUUCCAGACAGAGAUGCAGAGUUCCGGCUCUUUGACCGGGUUGUCAACGUGCGGGAAUGCUUUUCUGUCCCUUUGGGGCUCCGAGGCACAGUUAUUGGGAUUAAAGGAGCGGAGAGAGAUGCUGAUGUCUUGCUUGAAGUAUUGUUUGAUGAGGAGUUCCCUGGUGGCCUAACUAUAAGAUGUUCCCAGUCAAGAGGCUACCGUGUGCCCACAAGUGCCUUAAUCAACCUUUCCCAUGGUAUUCGGACAGAAAAUGGUAUGCAAAAGUUGACCGCUGUAGUUAAACCGCAACCAGCCAUCAAUCACCAUGGCUCUCACCCCUCUGAAUUAUCUGCAGGAGGAUCACAAAAAGGACACUUGGGUGCUCUGAACCACUCCCCCCGUUCACUCUUCGUCCCUAUGAAGCAUAAACAGGACGAUGAGUUCAGCAAUGUGUGGCAGUCCUUGCAAGGCUCUGGAAAGCCGCAGAAAAUAAAUGACAAGAGUCUACCUCAGGAAAAGAAGCCUGGCCAAAAUAUGCACCAGUACUACAAAUUGGGCAACCCAGACAACGCCUCAAAGUUCCAGCGGAAAAAACAAGAAGUAGCAAAAACAGGGAAACAAGGCUUUGAGUUUCACAAACCAGAGAACUGGCAGCUGAAUGUAACUUCGCAGAAUGUCUCUGAGCCUGAAACACACAUCAAGGUUUUGAAGAGAAAUGAUCAGACAGAGACCGCGUACAGUAAUUCUGGUACCGCAGAAGGAAAGCCAAGUAGUGAAUUUGAGAACUUUUUUGCAUCUCUGAAGAUUGGAGGAGGAGAACAAGCCCAGUCUGUACCAGUCAUGGAGGCACAGAGUACUACUAAAGAGCAUUUGUCUCCACAGUCCUUUGCUAUGAAAGGGACACAAAUGUUAAAAGAGAUCUUGAAGAUUGAUGGCUCCGACGGGCCAGACCAGCAAAAAGAUGUGAAAAAAGAUCCUGCUGCCCAGCGGAAACAUACCAAGCAGAUGGCUGCUCAUAUGAACAGACCUCAUGGCGCCGGACCACCAUUCAGUGCCCCAAAUCCAGAAUUGUUACGACCGCCUCUUCUAACUCAACCAUUAGCCACACCUUUGGCCCCUGCAGUAGCUGAACUUUGUCGCAUUUGUUCUCUCAUUGGAAUGCAUCCGCCCGAGUUCUCACUUCUGCGAACACCACAGGCGCUGACAGUCUGUCAGGUGAAGCUGUCAAAUGGUUUGGUCCUACAUGGACCCCAAUGUCAUGCUGAACAUGAAGCAAAAGAAAAAGCUGCCUUUUAUGCGCUUCAGAGACUGGGCUCGCUUGGAGCAAACUUUCCUCUGCCGCCCCCACCACCUCUCUUUUCAAAUUACCAGCCUCUUGGAGCAGGUUUACCUGGGGCACCUCUGCCAGGAGUGUUUCCUCAGCCAGCAUCUAAUAUUAUCCCUUCAGCACCUCAUAUGUUUGGUGCCGUUCCUUGGAGACCAACAGUACCACUUCAUAAUAAACCCUAUUACCAGGGAGCUUACCCUGGACAUAUGCCAAAUGCUGGAAGCCACAACCAGUUCAUACCACUACAGGUAACAAAGCAAAGAGUUGCUAUCAGUAAGAGUACUGACAACUCGAGCACAUCAUCCAGUGGGGAGCAGAGAUUGGUUCCUGAUGUUGCCAGUCAUUCUCCCUCAGAAAGUUCUGUCAAUAUGACUUCUUCACAAACCACUCAGCGCUCCGCGUUGGAGAAAUCUGGGACGCCACGAUCUAAGUCAAACACAGGCUCAGCAAGCAAGCGGAAACCACGGAAACUGGCAGUGAAUUUUAAUGUUCCAAAAGCCACAGAAUAAACUUGACUUUUGGAUUUUCAUCAUUUGUAUUACCGCCUUAACAUUGCUGUGUACAAACGGCAUGAGCUGCUGUCUGCAAUUUAGAUUCCCCCCCCCCCCCCCCCCCAUCAUUGUUUCUAUUUGACUACCCCAGGACUUCCCAAUCUGCAUACAUUUACUGGAUUUCAAGUUGGGUGUAUCCUGUUUUUGAGCCUUUUACUUUUGAGCCUUUUUCUUCAGAAGCCUGCACUGAUUUUUUUUUUUUUUUUUUUCUAAAAAAUGAUUAUUGAACAUUUUUGUUAUCUCAGAAAUUUUUGCAUAUAUCAGUACUAGAAAUGAGUUAAAAUCAAAGUUCUCAUUUUUAGUAACCUACAGCAAUCAUAGUAUCUAAUAUGAUGCCACAUGCUUGGUAAAUAUCUCUAACACUCUGAUCCAUUUAACCUUUUAAAAAUAUUCUGUUCUCACAAAGUAUUUCUGUAAAGACUGAGCAUCCCCACAUUGCAGUAACAGUAGUACUUUCUGUUGUGCUGUUUGAGGCUAUCACCCAUGCCGAUCCUGUAUGUGCCUUUCAUUCUAGGCAGUUCAUCUGCACACCACCAUUGAUUACAGUGCCUCACAGUGUGGAGCUAGAAUCCUCUCCACCCUCUUUUGCUCUGUGCAGAGCGUGGCGCUAUUAUUUCUGCAAAAAAAAAAAAAAAUCUUUAAAAUCAAUUUUUUCCCAAAUAUUUUUCACUGAAGUAUGUAGUGAAAUCUGACAAUGUAUGGUAUAUUUGUUCUUAAAGGAGCCCAUUUUUAUUUGCUUGUCCCCAUAACUGUUUUUUUUGGACAUUUCAUAAAAUGCCCUUGGCUAUAGUCACCUUUUCUGUAUGAAAUGCUAUACGGGGGACAAUAGCCAAAUACUUUAUUGGGGUUUCCGAUGUAUUCAAGACUUCUAUUUUCUUUAUUUUAUUUUAUUUUUUUAUUUUUUUGUCCAAAAGCACCUUUAUUUAUUUCCCCACAGUAAUAUUUUUAAGUCCUGGAAUUUUUCAUUGGGUCUUAUACAAACAAUAUUUUAUUAAGAAGGGAAAACUUUUAUGUGCUUACUUCUCUAGUUUCUAUUCUUUUAAAAAAAAACAAAAAAAUAACAACUAACUAGUUAUCGCUCUAUCGACCGUAUCAAGUGCUGGUGUUUCAUAGUGGCAUGUGUCGGUAACUUUGUGUCCAAGAUUGUGCGUUUUAAGAUUCAUGGCAUGUCACUGUUUUGCACAACAAUGUAAAAAAAACUUUUAAUUUUUUUAAAAGACAAAGUAUGUUGAUUGCAGAAUUGUACACAAAUAUAUAUCUAUAUGCAAUGUUACAAA